AGAGCAGUUGCUGCUUGUCGGUGACCAAACGAAUCACCGGUUAAUGCUUUCAAGCGACUAAGCGACAAUUCGCCCUGCAUGGUCAUGUGCCAGGCCCUAUAUGCGAUAUAGACCAUCGAUGCGGAGGUCUCUCGUCAUAUGAGCCUUUGCGGCGCGGGUUGAUGUCUACGAUAGGUAUUUCAGGAGUCUAUCCCUCAGGCACUUGAUUUAGGAAAACUUUCCUUGCUCAGGUCUGUUACAAUCCUACUCUGUUCUUUUGUUUCUCCAGGAUGAUGGGUAUCAAGCAUCUUGCAUCUGCGCUUGUCGCGGCUGCCGUGUGUAUCCAGACAUGCCUCGCCCAAACGCCAUAUACCGAUCCAAAGACGGGAAUUCAGUUCUCGACAUGGACAGAAGGUAGCGGGUACACUUACGGUGUUGCUCUCCCAGGAGAUGCCUUGACAAAAGACUCAACGGAGUAUAUUGGACUUCUGAGAUGUACAGCGGGCUGGUGCGGUCUUAGCCACGGCGAGUCUGGCCAAAUGACCCAGAGUCUACUGCUGAUAGCAUGGCCCUAUCAAGACCAGGUCGUCACCUCAUUCCGUUACGCGACUGGAUACAACCUACCUGGGGUCUAUUCAGGCGAUGCGAAAUUGACACAAAUCUCAUCUUCGGUCAACGGCUCUACCUUUGAGGUCAUCUAUCGAUGUCAAAAUUGCUACACAUGGAACCAAGACGGUCAAGCAGGAUCGGUUUCAACUAGCAGCGGUUUCUUAGUUCUUGGAUGGGCUCAGGCACAAGCUGCAGUGGCAACCCCUAGUUGCCCAGACACUACCUUUAGACAGCACGAUGCAUUUGGGCAAUAUGGCGCUCAGCUAAACAACUCUGUCAACACUAAUUACUCUCAAUGGGCAGCACUCGCUACCAAGAUCACAAAUGGUGCCUGCUCUACAACAACCACCGCACCAACUACGGGACCAACAACGACAACCGCUGUCCCUACUCCUACCGCAAAUUGCGCGGCUCCACCAAAAGACACGUAUGAUUAUGUUGUGGUUGGAGCCGGGGCGGGUGGUAUUCCGAUUGCUGAUCGCUUAAGUGAGGCUGGACACAGUGUGUUGCUUAUUGAAAAGGGCCCCCCAUCAUCUGGACGAUAUAAUGGCACACUGAAGCCGGAUUGGCUACAGGGAACUAACCUGACCCGGUUCGAUGUUCCAGGACUAUGUAACCAGAUCUGGGUGGAUUCCGCAGGUAUUGCCUGUACUGAUACGGACCAAAUGGCCGGUUGCGUCCUGGGAGGCGGAACCGCUGUCAAUGCAGGACUUUGGUGGAAAUCAAAUCCACUCGACUGGGACGAGAAUUUCCCCGCAGGAUGGCGUUCAAAGGAUGUCUCUGUAGCCGAACAGCGUGCAUUUGCACGUAUCCCAGGAACAGACAACCCAUCGUCGGACGGAGUGCUUUACCAGCAUGAGGGUUUCGAUGUCCUCGAAAGCGGCUUCGCAAAGGCCGGCUGGAAAGAGGUUAAACCUAACCAACAACCGACAGAAAAGAACCAUACCUACGGACGCACCCAAUACAUGUUCGACCAUGGUGAGCGUGGUGGCCCUAUGUCAACAUAUCUUCAGACUGCUCUUAGGAGACCUCACUUCAAACUUUACUUGAAUACUGCGGUGAAGAGAGUUGUUCGAGAUGGGGCCCACGCUAGUGGUGUUGAGUUAGAAUGCAAUGGUGACGGUGGCUUCGCUGGCACAAUUAAUCUCACCCCAAAAACAGGACGAGUUAUCCUAUCGGCAGGAACGUUCGGAUCGGCUAAGCUACUACUACGAAGUGGUAUCGGCCCUGCUGAUCAGCUAGCGAUCGUGGCCAAUUCGACAGAUGGCCCAACCAUGAUCGCCAAGAACUCAUGGAUCAAUCUUCCAGUUGGCUCAAACUUGGUUGAUCAUCUAAACACCGACGUCUAUGUAACUCAUCCCAGCGUCGAGUUCUAUGACUUUUACGCAGCAUGGACAGAUCCGAUUGCUUCAGACAAGGAGAAAUAUCUAAGCAACCGAACGGGUAUCUUUACACAAUCGGCACCAAAUAUCGGUCCAAUGUUCUGGGAUCAAAUCAAAUCUUCAGAUGGCGUUGUCCGACAACUACAAUACACGUCCCGUGUUGAGGGUGAGGACAAGACCGGAACUAACAAAACCUUGAUUAUGAGUCAAUACUUGGGUAGAGGAUCGACCUCGCGGGGCCGUAUGACCAUUACUGCUGGACUCAGCACUGUUGUUGCACAACACCCAUACCUACGCACCGCAGGUGACAAGGAGGCCGUUCUGAAGAGUCUGGACAAUCUUCGCGCUGCCUUGACGCCCACGAAUGUCAAGGAUUUGACUUGGGCUGUGCCAUUGGCAAACCAAACUACUGCCGAUUACGUAGAUUCUCUUGUCGUGAGUGCUGCCGCUCGAAGGUCAAACCACUGGCUGGGCACUGCUAAGAUUGGCCUCGAUGAUGGCCGUAAGAGCGGAACGGCUGUCGUCGAUCUCAACACUAAGGUGUACGGUACUGACAACAUUUUUGUGGUAGAUGCAUCCAUCUUCCCAGGCAUGAUGACGGGCAACCCUUCAGCUAUGAUUGUUACUGCCUCAGAGUACGCAGCACAGAGGUUACUCAAGUUGACUACCGCCGCAGCCAAGAGAGGGGUCGAGCUUACAGACUAAAGGGAAUGUAAAAACAUAUAUAUCGCACGGC
Messenger RNA from Truncatella angustata, 2706 nucleotides. RefSeq names its product cellobiose dehydrogenase. The coding region runs from base 270 to 2675 and encodes 801 amino acids. Gene Ontology annotation, molecular function: flavin adenine dinucleotide binding; oxidoreductase activity, acting on CH-OH group of donors. The transcript has 10 exons. The record is from RefSeq and is a predicted model, not a curated record. NCBI's taxonomy places the organism in Eukaryota, Fungi, Ascomycota, Sordariomycetes, Amphisphaeriales, Sporocadaceae.